AUGUACAUCAAACAGAUCAUCAUCCAGGGCUUCAAAAGCUACAAGGACCAGACCGUCAUCGAACCCUUCUCACCAAAGACGAACAUCAUCGUCGGUCGCAAUGGCUCCGGAAAGAGUAAUUUCUUCGCGGCCAUGCGCUUCGUCCUCAGCGAUGCGUAUACACAAAUGAGCCGCGAGGAACGCCAGGGUCUUCUCCACGAAGGCUCUGGCUCUGCCGUCAUGUCGGCAUAUGUUGAGAUCAUAUUCGACAAUAGCGAUGAUCGUUUCCCCACCGGCAACAAAGAGGUUGUCUUGAGACGCACGAUCGGCCUCAAAAAGGACGAAUAUUCGGUCGAUCGAAAGGUUGUCUCCAAGACGGACGUGAUGAACCUGCUGGAAGCCGCGGGAUUCUCUCGAUCGAACCCUUACUAUAUUGUCCCCCAAGGCCGCGUUACGGCGUUGACGAACAUGAAAGAGUCGGAACGACUGAACCUGCUGAAGGAGGUCGCUGGCACCCAGGUAUACGAGGCAAGACGAUCCGAGUCGCUCAAGAUCAUGCAUGAAACCAACAACAAGCGAGAGAAGAUCGACGAGCUUCUGGUAUAUAUCCGAGAAAGAUUGACGGAGCUCGAAGAGGAGAAGGAAGAGCUCAGGGGCUUCCAAGAUAAAGAUCGGGAGCGGAGAUGUCUCGAGUACGCCUACCACCACAGGGAACAGACGACCGUUCAGUCAACACUCGAGGAGAUUGAUAACGCGCGCCAAGACGGCCUUGACAUGGCAGACUCGAGCCGUUCUGAAUUUGCCAAGGGCGAGAAAGCCAUUGCCAAGAUGGAGGGCGACAUCCAAUCUCUGCAGCGGGAAAUUGAACUUUUGCAGAUCGAUCGCCGUCAGCAUGAGGAGGAUAGGCGUGAUUCCGCCAAAACGCUCGCCAAGGUUGAACUCAAAGCUAGGAACCUCAAGGAUGGAAUGUCGGCGCAAGAGAAAGCCCGAGCGCAGCACGAUGCGGAGCUAGAGUCCGUCCAGGCCGACAUUGCAUCCAAGGAGAAAGAACUAGCCAGAACUCUACCCGCAUAUACCAGGGAGAAGCAGAACGAAGACGAAGUGAAGCGGCAGCUCGAUGCGGCCGAAGCUAAACGGUCACGCCUUUUUGCCAAGCAAAGCCGAGGCUCUCGGUUCAAGAACGAAUCCGAACGAGAUGCGUGGUUGCAGCAGGAGAUCAACGACCUAUCGACGACGAUGAGCAUGCAAAAGGCAAACAAGCUCGAGGCCGAUGAAGAGGUUGUCAAAGUGGAGGCCUCCAUUAGCCAGGGCGAGCAAGAGGUUGCGGAUUUGCGACAGCGUCUCGCGAAUUGGAGUGGCGACAGAACACAACUGGCAGAGCAAGUUUCUCAGGCGCGGCUGGCGCUCGACAAGCUGAACGACGAACGGAAGCACAUCCGCCGCGGUGACGACAAGCUCAACUCGGUCAUCUCGAAUGCCCGGCAGGAGAAAGAAAAGGCGGAACGAGAGCUGUCCCACGCCAUGGACGGUGCCACAGCCCGGGGUCUUGCUACCAUCCGGCGUUUAAAGCAGGAGCAAGACAUUCCUGGCGCUUUUGGGACAUUGGCAGACCUCCUUGAUGUCAGCGAAGCCUACAGGCUUCCCGUUGAACAGACGGCAGGCUCCAGUUUGUUUCACUACGUGGUCGACAGUGCCGACACGGCAACGUAUCUGGCCGACAUCCUCUAUAGGCAACACGGCGGCCGAGUCACAUUCAUGCCGCUUGCGCAACUUCGACCACGCCAAGUGCACUUCCCGAGGUCGAACGACGCGAUUCCCUUGAUCAGCAAAAUCACGUACGAUGCCAAGUUUGAAAAGGCGUUUCAGCAAGUCUUCGGAAGGACGGUCGUCUGCCCCAACCUCGCCGUCGCGGGACAGUACGCCCGAAGUCACGGACUCGACGGCAUCACGGUUGAGGGUGACACCGCGAACAAGAGGGGUGCCAUGACGGGCGGUUAUAUCGACCCUCGCAAGUCUCGUCUGGAGGCCGUCAAGGCCGCCAACAAGUGGCGAGCCGAGUUUGAAGACCUCAUUUCGCAGUCGCGUGAUAUCCGAGGUCAGAUCGAACGCAAGGAUCAGGAAAUUACCGGCGCCAUGUCUGAUGUGCAGAAGCUUGAGCAGAAGCUGCGGCAAGCGGAGGAUGGGUUUGAGCCACUGAAGCACGAGCUGAGAAACAAGUCAGCGUACAUCGAGAAUGAACGGACGCACCAUGACGCCGCCAUGAAGCGCCGCGACGCGGUUGAGAAAAACAUGGUGGGCUUCAUGGAAGAAAUCGCUGCUCACGAAUCCGAGCUCAAGACGAAGUUUAAGAAGAGUCUGACGGCGGAGGAGGAGGGCGAGCUUGAAGCGCUCAGCCUACGCACGCAGCAGCUCCAGAAGCAGUGGAACGAGGUGAGCAGUGCUCGACGACAGCUGGAGAAGACAAAGCAGCUCCUCGAAGUCGAUCUGCGGCAGAACCUUCAGAUGAAGCUGGACCAGCUCAACAGCCAAGCGUUUGAAUACUCCGCCUCGGGUGCAUCGGCUGGUGGCCUGAAGGAAGUGGAUAGGGAGCUGAAGAAGGCCCGGCAGGUUUUGCAAGCGGUCAAGUCAAGCUUGGAGGAGACGGAGAGCAAGGUGGAGGAGCUUGUUGGCCGAAUGGAACGAAUUUCGACCGAGAAAGGCCGACUCGAACAGAUUCAGAUUGACAUCUCGACACGGAUCGAGAAGCAGCAGAAGCGCAUGGAGAAGACGUUGCAGCGGAAAGCGCUUCUGACGGCACAGGCAGCGGAGUGCGCGAAGAACAUCCGCGAACUCGGUGUACUCCCCGAAGAGGCCUUUGACAAGUACGAGAACAUGGAUGCGAAAGUGAUUACGUCCAAGCUGAAAAGAGUCAAUGAGGCGCUGAAAAAAUACAAGCACGUCAAUAAGAAAGCGUUUGAGCAGUACAACAACUUCACGACUCAGCAAGGCCAUUUGAUGAAGCGACGCAAAGAGUUGGACGCCUCGCAAGGGUCCAUCGAGGAGCUUGUCGAGCACCUCGAUCGUCGCAAGGAUGAGGCGAUCGAGCGGACGUUUAAGCAAGUGUCGAAGGAGUUCGCCACCAUUUUCAGCAAGCUGGUGCCCGCAGGCCACGGCCGGCUCGUGAUCCAACGCAGGACCGAUCGUCGGCAGGACGUCGACGAGUCGGAUGACGAGGCGCGAGGGAGCGUGGAAAACUACAUUGGCGUUGGGAUCAGCGUCUCGUUCAACUCGAAGCACCUCGACGAGCAGCAAAGGAUCCAACAACUCAGUGGUGGACAGAAGAGUUUGUGCGCUCUCUGCCUCAUCUUUGCGCUUCAAGCGACGGAAAGCAGCCCCAUGGUCAUAUUCGACGAGGUCGAUGCCAACCUGGAUGCGCAGUACCGAACGGCUGUGGCGUCCCUGCUCGAGUCGAUUUCAGACGAGAUUGGCACCCAAUUCAUCUGCACCACUUUCCGACCCGAGAUUGUCCACGUUGCAGACAAGUGCUACGGUGUGACAUUCCGCAACAAGACGAGCUCCAUCAACUGCGUCAGCACAGAGGAUGCGCUGAACUUUGUCGAGGGCCAGGCCAAGCCAGCCUAG
Messenger RNA from Drechmeria coniospora, 3600 nucleotides. Its product is annotated as RecF/RecN/SMC. NCBI's taxonomy places the organism in Eukaryota, Fungi, Ascomycota, Sordariomycetes, Hypocreales, Ophiocordycipitaceae. The transcript has 4 exons. Gene Ontology annotation, biological process: mitotic sister chromatid cohesion. The record is from RefSeq and is a predicted model, not a curated record. Gene Ontology annotation, molecular function: protein binding; cohesin loader activity; double-stranded DNA binding. The coding region runs from base 1 to 3600 and encodes 1199 amino acids. Gene Ontology annotation, cellular component: chromosome.